UUAUCGUGCCUGACCGCCCGGCAGAAACAUGGGGAGCAGUUCGUGUCGCGACAAAAAAAAAAAGUUGGUCCCCGCUCGGCUCGAGGCUGGCAAAAUCAAGGCUUCACAUACCAACAACCGCAAUACAGCGUCCAGAUUCGGUCAAAGCCUUCCUCAACGCAAGCGAAUUUACGCAAAAAUGUCCAGCAACGCCAAUGGGGCCGGGGACGGUCCUUGGAUCAAGCAGGACCCUGCACAAUUGAAGAGAGAUGCCGAAUCCAAAGAGGCCAAGCAUGCAAGAAAGGAGGCCAUGCGCAAGGCGCGGGCCGAGGCCCGCAAGGAGAAGCGGACGAUAAAGGCCGAGGCCAAGAGGGCGCGCAAGGUCAACGUCAAACGGGCGGGCAAGUGGACCUCGGAAGCCCGCAAGGCGGAGCAGAAGAUAAAGAAGGCCGCCAACAGGCCCGAGAAGACGGCCAAGCGCAUCCGCCGCAUGGGGCUGCGCGCCGAGAAGCUCAAGGCCCAGGCCAUCAAGCUCAUGGCCGACGCCGAGAAGACCAAGGCGGCGUACGAGGUGCUCAUGAAGAGGGAGCAGGAGCGCAUUGACAAGGACAAGGCCGACAAGAAGGCCGAGGGGGCCGAGAGGAGGGAGGCCCAGGGUCUGGGUGAAGGCGACUUUAUGAGCCUGGAUGUCGACACGGACGACGAGGUUGCGCCACCCAGCAAGCCUGCUUCCAAGAAGGGCAAGGUUAUUGAGAUCGAGAGCAACGACUCUGAUUCAUCCAGCGGCGAGGGCGAUUCGAGCGAGGACGAGUCGAGCGAGGACGAGUCGAGCGAGGAGGAGAAACCCGAGCCAAAGUCCAAGUCAGAACCCAAGUCGCGCGACAAGGCGAAAUCGGACCCAAAGCCAGAACCCGUCCCCGCAGCUGUGCCUGAAGAGAAGAAAAAAUCAAAGAAAGACAAGGCAAAGGACAGCAAGAAGGCGACGGAGGAGAAGCCAACGGAGGCGGCGGUGGUUGAAGAGCAAAGCACCAAACACAUCUCUAAGGAGGCGAAGAAGGCUCGCAAGGCGGAGAAGAAGAGAAAGCGGGAGGAGGAGGAGGCACCCGCUGCAUCCCCCGACGCCGAGGAGGAGGCUGCCCCCAAAAAGCAAAAGAAGCCGAAGAAGGAUAAGAAGGACAAGAAAGACGAGGAUGCGACACCUUCCGAGAAGCCGGCCGCCGCCGCCGCGCAAUGGAACGUCGACGCUCUGGAGGGCGGAGUCGCGCGGCAAAGCAAAUUCCUCAAGCUACUCGGCGGUACCAAGGGCGACGCCGCAUCCACUGCCACCGGAGGCGGGUCCACGGCCCAGGCCGGCAAUGCCGGCCGCUCCGAGGCCGACCUUCUGUACCAGUUUGACUACGGAAUGAAGAUGAAGAACGAGAUGGGCGGGCAGAAGAGGGGAUUGGGGGCGUGAGCGUCAUCGCGCCUGCCACGAGUUGUUCCUGUUCGAAAUACCCUUGAAGGUUGCAUCAACCAUACGCACGCCACUCCCGCGCUGUGUCAGGUUCGGAGUUUGUAGCCCGGCGUCUAAAAAUCAUUACAACAAUACUUCAAAUAAUUACAAGAUGACUUGCUUACCGGGUACUCCCUGAUACCUGCACCCUGAAACAAGUCGGUUCAUAUGUAAAC
This is a messenger RNA of Gaeumannomyces tritici R3-111a-1, 1647 nucleotides long. RefSeq lists its product as hypothetical. Bases 29 to 1432 code for a protein of 467 amino acids. The record is from RefSeq and is a predicted model, not a curated record. NCBI's taxonomy places the organism in Eukaryota, Fungi, Ascomycota, Sordariomycetes, Magnaporthales, Magnaporthaceae. The transcript is spliced from 2 exons.